Messenger RNA from Penicillium roqueforti, 999 nucleotides. RefSeq lists its product as uncharacterized. Lineage: Eukaryota; Fungi; Ascomycota; Eurotiomycetes; Eurotiales; Aspergillaceae. The record is from RefSeq and is a predicted model, not a curated record. The transcript is spliced from 2 exons. Bases 1 to 999 code for a protein of 332 amino acids.
AUGGCCACUCUCACUAUGACUCCUACUCGUCAGCCUUUGGGCUGUUUGGACAUGAUGCCGUUGAUGCGAUCGAAACUAAAUCGUCAGAACCAGCAAAAUGGUGCCAUGUCUAUGAAGUCAACCCCAAUGAAGAGCUCGAUCUUCAUCGACGCCGAUUCCGAGAAUAUCAAUCCAGCAAGCUUCUCCGCCAAACGGAAGCGUACUUCUGAGGACGACGAGGAGAACAGCGCGUCGAAGCCCAUCAAAACAUCCCGCAUGGCUCUUUCCACCCGCAUAAACAUCUCCCCCCGUCUCUCAACCCCCUCCAAGCUCUCUAUUACAACUCCCAAAUCAGCUCCUAUUCUCAAGCCGGCUGGUCGCUCUCCACCACCCAAGUCGAGCAAGUCCGCCACUCGCCGUUCGCUCAUCGCCAAACCCCGCUCAGAGCAAUAUAGCAAGCGCGGCGUGGCUCGUCCCUUCUCUCUUGCUUCUGUCCUCGCUCAAUCCAAAACUUCUAAGCCUACGCCUGCCCCCAAGGCCCCGGCCUCAUGGUGCUUCGAUAUCCACGUCGACACCGAGCAGGAAGAAAUGACCAACCUGAUGCAUCACUCGACCACUGUCCUUGAUAUCAGCGACGACGAGGGCAAGUCCGACACUUGCCCCCGUGGAAAGGAGAAUAUUCCUCCUCACGAGCUGGGCAUUGAAGUCCCUGUCGCUCGUGAGUCCACUGCCACUAUUCCUGCCGUCGCUCGCAAGUCGAAGAUGGAUGAGCCGCGUGCUGCGCUCGGUGAGCUCGAUGCUGCCGAAUACUAUGCCGAGGGCUGCAAUGCUUUGUCGUAUACGAUCAUCUAUGAUGAUGAAGAGCACGCGCCUGAGUUCAAGAAGCCCUCGUUGCCUCUUUCCCGGAGCCAAAAGACCGUUAUCACUACCUCCAUUGCUUCUGUUUUGGACGUUGUCGCUGCCGAAACCGAGCGCCGAAACCUUCAGGACUCAACUGACAGCACCAAGUCUGCUCUUUAA